CAAGCCUGUUCUUUAAGAAAGGAAAAUACCAACUACAUUUCCCAGUGCGCUUUGCACAAACCUUCGAUUCCAGCCUUCCAGCCUCAAUGUGGUGGUGGCUGUGGUAACGGUGAACGGAGGCUGGGCAGUCCGUAAAAAAUGGCAGACGAAGAGGAGCCCGGACAGGGUGCCAAGUCGCCCUCAGCAGAAGCCUCACAGCCAGAGAGCCCGCAAAAUGUGCGCCAACCCCACGUUUCUUUCAACGAGACGGUGCACCCGGCGGUAUCCGGCAUGGUCAGCCAGCUAUUCAGCCAGCCACCGCUGGCACUCAAAUUCGACAAAAACAUCAAACAGGCCUUCUACAAUACCGGGGCUAUGAUCUUCGUUGCGAUCUGCUGCGGGGCAGCCGUGUUGGUAUACUUCAUUCUGGAGGCCUUCCUCCGUCCGCUGCUAUGGGCUGUUCUUUGCGGCACUUUUCUGCACCCUUUCAAAUACUCUCUGGCCCGGAUCGGUCGAUCGUGGCUGAACGGCUUGCAGGACACAGGCACACCUAUAGUGUUGGGCACCCUGCUGCUUCCCGUGUGGUUCGUGAAUUACGGCGUGGAGACACUGGGGGGUUUGGUCCUGGAACGUCUCAAGGUGCUGUUGGCGAUCGGGGCAGGGGUUCCCCUUGUCUGUUUUUUGUACUACUUUUGGAGCGUCAUUGGCAUGCAGGUGAUAAUCGAACACGCCUGUGCUGUCAUUUGUUACGCGCUGGAUUACUUCAAUGCAGUGUGGGUUGGGACUCUCGUUGUUGGCUACGUGCUGGCUGUUGCUUUCAAGUGGACCCCGAGCAUGGAGGGCUACUUGCAGGCCAUGUCUGUGCCCGUUUGGACCGUGCUGCUGUUAUACCUGGUGUCUCUGACUGGGUCCUGGAGGGUCCCGAUCUUUGUGGUUGUGGUCAGUCUCCUGAUCGUGGGUUCCCUGCAGGAGAAACCUCAGGUCUCAGGCAAAGGUGAGCUGUCGGGGCAGGUGCUGUCCUUUGCUGCCAGCACCAUCUACAUGGCCAUCUCCUGUAGCAACAUCAGACCCAACCAGGACCAGGAAGGCUCCACACCCCUUUCUCAAGCUCUGUGUGGGGCAUGGACAGACACAGUUGACCCCCCCGGGCGCAGGACGCGGCCGGAGAUUCGGACGCUGCUGCACAAGGAGAAGGCCAGUGACAUCUACUUUGUGCUGCUGGCAUGGGCCAUUGUCCUGGUGCAGAUCUGGCUCAACCUGUGGAUUCUGCAGCUGCUGCCUAUCCCUGUGGCUGUGUGGGUGCUGAAGAAGCUGGUGGUGCACUUUGGGCUUAAGGGCUUUGCGGUGAGGACCCUGGCUUCGUGGGGGGCUGCGAUUGGCCAGUUCCUCAAGGAGCGGCAGGAGGCCCUGCUGCCUGGGCCAAUUAAAGGCCUGGCCCAGUUCCUGCUCAGAGUGGACACCAAGCUCUGGCAUUGGCUUAACAAGCAGAUGAUUGUGUGGCUCGAGCGCUCCCUGGACAAACUCAUCAGCAUCUUCAUCAUCUUCCUCCUGGUGACGGGGACUCUGCUGAUGGCGCUGCUCCUGACUGCCAUGGUUCACCAUGAAAGUGUCCACAUUGUUGAGGUCACCAGCAACCUCAUCAAUGAGACCGUGUCGAACCACCCCGAAUGGGCCAACUGGCUCCCAGAAGCCCAGGUGGUCCAGAGGGCAUUGAACUCUGCAGCCACCAACGUCUAUCAGCAUGGGAGAGAGUGGAUAACUCAUAAGCUACACAAGAUGCUGGGUGAUAAAGUCAACCACACGGCCGUCAUCGAGAAGCAGGUGCUGGAGCUGUGGGAUCGCCUCUACCACUCCUGGUUCGUCAAGAACGUGACCCACACAGGCCGUCACCGCGGACACAAGCUCCACCCCCAGCGGCAGAACAGCUGGCUGGGAGACAUCCUGGACUGGCAGGACAUCGCCUCCUUCGUGCAGGAGAACAUCGAGACGCUUCUGUCUAUCCUGGAGUCACUGUGGGUGGUGAUGAGCCGUAACGUGGGCCUGCUGAUCUCCACCACCACCACACUGCUCACCGUGCUCUUCCACAGCGGCACGGCGCUGCUCAACUUCGUCCUGUCCCUGGUGAUAUUCCUCACUACCCUCUUCUACCUGCUGAGCUCCAGCGGCGAGUACUACAAGCCUGUCAAGUGGGUGAUAAGCCUGACGCCCCUGUCCCAGCCUGGGCCGUCCUCCAACAUCAUCGGCCAGUCUGUGGAGGAGGCCAUAAGAGGUGUGUUUGACGCCUCGCUGAAAAUGGCGGGGUUCUACGGCCUCUACACCUGGCUGACGCACACCAUCUUCGGCAUCAACAUCGUCUUCAUUCCCUCGGCCAUGGCGGCCAUCUUGGGUGCGGUGCCCUUCCUGGGGACGUACUGGGCGGCGCUGCCUGCUGUGCUGGACCUGUGGCUGGCCCAGGGCGAGAGUGUCAAGGCCGUGCUGCUGCUCGUCUGCCACCUCCUGCCCACCUACUUCGUCGACACGGCCAUCUACUCGGACAUCUCGGGAGGCGGACACCCAUACCUGACGGGUUUGGCGGUGGCUGGAGGCGCCUACUACCUGGGCCUGGAGGGGGCGAUCAUCGGGCCCAUCCUCCUGUGCAUCCUGGUGGUGGCGUCCAACAUCUACAGCGCCAUGCUGAUGAGUCCCAGCAGCUCACAGCCCACGCCUGUGCAGGCCACCUGGCCCGCACACAUCUCCAGGUCAUUCUUGGACACGCCCACCACGGCAAAGCCCGAGAACGAGUGAGGGCCACGUCAGCAUGGCGCCAAGUCUUCAGAAUGGCUGCCCCCGCUGUCAGCUGACACCCGGCCACGCCCCCUCCCUUUGAGCCGACUGGAGCCCGCAGUUACAUGGUUACCGCCACCGCCGCCAUACUCCCAUUAUUGCCUCUGCCACCAGCUCCUCCUCCCGCGCCUGACAUCGCAGCCAAUCAGACUCCCUCUGAAGGCUGCAGGAGCUUGGGGGAGGGGCCGGAGCCUCUUGCUGCUUCCAAUGCCGUGGCGGCGUUCGGCCACCACGGAGCGUCACUACAAACCUGUGCCACCUGCAUAACUAACUGAGCCUAAAAGCAUCUGAUGCCCAAUCCUCCUCUGGGACACAGGCUUGCAUAAAGUCUGCUGUUGAGAGCCAGCCCCCCAAUCUGCAAGCAACCAAGCCCAGAGACUCCACUCAGCUGAGAAAAGCCUUUGGGUGGGCGUUGCUCAGUUCCUACAGCAAGGGCCAUGGGGUACUUCAGCCCUGCUGUUUAAAUAAUGCACUUCACGUUCAGCAGAUAUUAUUAACAACUCCUUUUCAACCAGUUUCAGUCAAAUUAGGCAUAGCUUUCUGUAUUAUUAUAGUUAUUAUUAUCAGUGAUGUGUAGGUUACAUAAUUUUUAAGAUUUUGAAAAUGGGUACGUAACAGAGGUUGUUCCUUCUAAAGUGGCUGUUAUGAAUAGUAUAUUUUGCGCCAUGGCAACAAAAAGACGAGAGGAGCACACUCCUUCUGAAGGAGCUGGAGCUCUCCGCUGGUCAGGGGCGGAGAGCUCGGCGUCACCCUCGCGGUAGAGGCGAGGCCCGCGCUUCGCGUCUGCUGUUUGCAGUUCCACUAUGCUCCACGUUUGUUUCGCGUGCCUGUUCAUCUGCGUUCGUUCCUCGUUGUUCGGACAUUUUUUUUAUUUUUCACGUCUCGCGUGAAUGUUACGUUUUACCUUGCUCUGGAGAAUCAAAGCCAGCCUGUCGGCUUACUCUAACCAGGGACAAGGUGGGGUUGCUCACGGUUUUGAACAUGGGAUACUAAAAUGCAUACUAAUGAUAGUCAUAUGUACAUAACUUCGCCUCACUAAUUUACCUCACUUUCUGUGGUGGGGCAGAAAGUUUCAUACCAUUGGACAGGUUCUCUGUCCAGGGUUGUUUCUGAAAGGAUGUGAAGAUACGGUCUGCACUUUUAUAUUUUACAGUUAAAUGACACAGUCUGAGAGCCACUGUACUCUAAAUAUACUGUUUUUGCAUCUACUCAUAUUUAAAGCGCACAGGUGCCAGUGAUGUGUGAAACUACUGUUCUCAACUCACAGGGCUGACUGGGGGGGUCUGUUGAAUGAACUGUGCAGGCGUUUCAUAGGGCGUCAGUAGAUGAGGUCCUGAUUGCGCUGUCUCUUAGCUAGACACCACGCACAAUAUCAUGGCCCCAGUCUGGAAACCACAAACUGGGGCCUUCCUCUACACUAUCUGUGGGUGCAGGCAACGUUACGGAGUGGUGCUGUGACAGAUGAUCAGCAAUGGUCCCCUCUCUGGGUUGACGGUUCCUGUAAACGGCCCCUUCUUCAUCUGCAGUCUGACCACAUGGUUCAGCACAAACACCAAGCCAGCGAAUCAGCUGUGGGAUCUGUCUCACUUGUUCUGAAAAAGAGAGCCCCCACAUCCACGUUCGCAGCUUUGGCUGCUGAUAAUCGGCUGUUAAGAAACCCAGGACGGUGGUGGGCCAAACCCAGGGAAAGAGUCAGGUUGGCCACAGAGAGAGAACUAAGAACAGCAGGGUAACAGGACUCAGAUUCCCCCCGCAGCUGGAGAGGGCCUAGUGAUUGCUGGAGGCAUGGGCCAAGCACAGUUUUUAUAUCACCCUCUCCAUGCACCUCCACAUUUCAUGAGGAAGCAAAAAAAGCCAAAGUUCAAAAAGGGAUCACUGCAGUGACUGGGUCACGAUGGCAGGCCGCUCUGUGUCUUUCCCUUAAGCAGUUCCAGAAAAGCCCGCAGGAAGCCCGCUCCAGGCGAAUGUUUACAGGUGAAUGUAUGUCACUUCUAAACUGAAGCCAUAUUAAGGAGGAGGACAGACAUUACAGAGCCAUAAUGUUCAGGAGGGAGUGAGAGACAGAGAGAGAGACAGACAGAGAGGGAGGGAGGAUGAGAGAGACAGAGAGAGGGGAGGAGGAUUCGGGCAGGUUCACCUCUGCUGCGGAUGAACCUGCCACGCAGCCCUCUGUCUGCCAAGUGUUUUUAUCUGCACCAGCCGGUCCUAUGAAGAGUAACCUGUGAUAAUUAGUUUUUU
Molecule: messenger RNA, 5040 nt
Organism: Megalops cyprinoides (Indo-Pacific tarpon)
Lineage: Eukaryota; Metazoa; Chordata; Actinopteri; Elopiformes; Megalopidae
Gene: tmem245
Product: transmembrane protein 245
Exons: 19
Coding region: 139-2763 (874 amino acids)
Source: RefSeq, a predicted model, not a curated record